UGCCAAUCAAAUCAGACAUCCUCUCCUCCUCAGGCUGUGGCUACGGAACAUCUCAGUUGCUGUGUGGAGAGAUUUGACGGAGGGAUCCUCUGUGCAUGGACCGUCACACUGCGCUGCAAUCCUCUCUCUCUCUCGCUCUCCCUCUCUCUCUCUCCACCUCACACACACGCAUGUAAUGGCUCGGUGAACGCACACGGCGGAGGAAAACACGCAUGUGAACAAUCGUGCGUUUUUGCAUGUCAGGAGCGGAGGAACUCGUCGCCGGGUCCGCGGCUGCUCGUCUUUUCUCACCGCUUCUCUCCCCCCCAUGUCACUCUAAUUCAUCGGAGGCAUGUGGAACCGCACCAGGAUUAGGAACCGCUUCCCAAUAGUGUGCCUGCUGUUGACGCUAUGGACGGAGGUGUCCCAGUCAACCGGCUAUUUCGAGCUGCAGCUGAUCUCCGUGGAGAAUGUAAACGGGGAGCUGGCGGACGGGGAGUGCUGCGACGGCCCCCGGAGCUCCCAGGACCUGCGCUGCACCCGAGACGAGUGCGACACGUACUUCAAAGUGUGCCUGAAGGAGUACCAGAUGGAGGUCACCACCAGCAGCCCCUGCACCUUCGGAGCUGGAUCUACGCAAGUUCUCGGUGGAAAUAUGUUUUCUUUUAAGAGCGGGAAGAGCAACGCGAAUAGAUUCGACGAGGCCGGCAGGAUUUUGAUCCCCUUCCAGUUCGCGUGGCCGCGGACGUACACGUUGAUUGUUGAGGCCUGGGACUGGGACAACGACACACGAAGCAACGAACAGGAGCUGCUGAUCGAACGCAACGCACACACCGGCAUGGUCAACCCCGGUGACCCCUGGCAGACCAUCCUGCACGACGGGCCUGUGGCUCGCAUCACGUAUCGUAUCCGGGUGCGGUGUGACGACAACUACUACGGCAACAAGUGCAACAAGCUGUGUGUCCCUCGCGACGACUACUUUGGGCAUUAUCGCUGUGAGCCUUCAGGGGCUCAGGUGUGUCUGGAUGGCUGGAUGGGACCAGACUGUGGAACAGCAAUCUGCAAACAAGGAUGCGACCUGUUACAUGGCGGCUGCUCAGUCCCGGGGGAAUGCAGGUGUAACUACGGCUGGCAGGGCCAGUUCUGUGAUGAAUGUGUGCUUUAUCCUGGAUGUGUCCACGGGACCUGCAACCUCCCCUGGCAGUGCAACUGUGAGAGGAACUGGGGCGGCCUGCUGUGUGAUAAAGAUCUGAAUUACUGCGGCCGCCACCAGCCUUGUGUCAACGGAGGAACCUGCAUGAACCCUGAGCCGGACGAGUACCACUGCGCCUGUCCACAGGGCUUCUCCGGCAAGACCUGUCAGAUAGCCGAACACGCCUGUGUCUCCAACCCCUGCGCCAACGGUGGUACGUGCCACGAGGUUGCUACUGGGUUCCAGUGCCAGUGUCCGUCAGGCUGGGAUGGUCCGACCUGCGCCAACAAUUUGGACGAGUGUGCGUCCAGUCCUUGUGCUCGAGGUGGAACCUGCAUCGAUAGGGAGGACGGCUUCGAGUGUGUGUGCCCGCCACAGUGGAAAGGAAAGACCUGCCGGAUCGGUGAGUUUCCGGUCUCCGUAUGGACGCACACGACUGUUCGCUUGUUCCUAAAACCAGUAAAUUCCCCUGAGGCACAGCAGACAGCCUCACUCACUGUCCUGGAUUAA
Messenger RNA from Paralichthys olivaceus (Japanese flounder), 1681 nucleotides. The record is from RefSeq and is a predicted model, not a curated record. Lineage: Eukaryota; Metazoa; Chordata; Actinopteri; Pleuronectiformes; Paralichthyidae.